Alligator mississippiensis (American alligator) is the source of this 4173-nucleotide messenger RNA. RefSeq names its product zinc finger protein 11. Lineage: Eukaryota; Metazoa; Chordata; Crocodylia; Alligatoridae. The record is from RefSeq and is a predicted model, not a curated record. The coding region runs from base 348 to 4070 and encodes 1240 amino acids. The transcript has 7 exons. Gene Ontology annotation, biological process: regulation of DNA-templated transcription.
CAAAGCAGGCUGGGAAGGGCCAGCAGCCCCCCCCACACACACCCCACACACCCCGCCCCGAGCAGGACGUGCCCGGCGGGGAGAGGUGUUCCUGGAGACUGGACGCUGCCAACAGGCGCCGUGCACGAGUGUACAGAGAGUGAGAGCCCAGGCCCCCGGCCGGUGAAACCCCUCCUGGGGAGACGUGGCUGCUGCGCUGGAGCCCGUGGCAGCCGUGGGCCUUCCCUUCCCGGCAGGAGCUGGAUGAGCAGGACCCAGCAGGGGCUGAGGGUGCAGAAGUGCCUCGUGUCGUCCAGACCGGAGCCGGUCCAGCACGAGAGCUGUGGGGGCAGGACGCAACGCAGGCCAUGCAGCCCCCUUGCGAGGCCGAGCUGCCCUCCGCGACCCCACAGCUGGCAGCGCGGGAUGAGCUCCCCACCCCAGAGCCCUGGCGCCAGCUCUUCCGUGGCCUGCGCUACCGGGAAGACGAGGGCCCAGGGAAGAUUUGCAGCCGCCUGCGGGAGCUGUGCCGGCGCUGGCUGGAGCCCCAGCACCGCAGCAAGGAGCAGAUGCUGGAGCUGGUGGUGCUGGAGCAGUUCCUGGCCAUCCUGCCCCCGGAGAUGCGGAGCUGGGUGUGCGGGUGCCGCGUGGAGACGUGUGCCCAGGCCGUGGCCCUGGCCGAGGGGUUUCAGCUGGGACAGGCGGAGGACGAGAAGCUCCAGGUCACCAUGCGUGUGAAGGGCGAGGAGGGGUCCUCAGACCAGAUGCAGCCUCCGGGGGCCCUGCCGGAGCCUGGCGAUUCCUGGGGGCAGCAGCCAAAUGCCCAUGGUGAGGACAGGCUUCUGGAGGAGGCAGGAGAGCGGGAAACCUCAGUGCCCGAGGGCGAGCUGCCCCAUGUCCACAAAGAGGAGCCCCCGCCCAACCCGGAGCCAGGCGCUGGGACCCUGAACAGAGCGGAUCAGCAGCCUCCCAAGGAAGGGUCUGUAAAGCUGGAGCUGCAGAGACCCUCCCUAGGGAGACGGGGACAGAGCGGCUCCCAGACGCCUGGGCCGGGCCAGCUGCAGGAGGGGCAGGGCAGGCCAGCGAAGCAGGGGGAGAGCAUGGAGCUCCGGGAGGUGUUUGAGGACGUGGCAGUGUAUUUCACACGGGAGGAGUGGAAGCUGCUGGAAGAGGAGGACAAGGGGCUUUACCGGGACCAGAUGCUGAGGAACUACCAAGCCCUCGUUUCCCUGGCAGGAUAUCGAGGCCCUGCCCCUGACUUGAUCUGCCGCAUCCAGCGAGGACAGGUGGAGCUCUGGGUCUGUGAUGAUGAGGACCGUGGGGAAAUGCGGAAGUCAGAGGACGUGCUGCCAGGACAUGACUGGUUGCUGAGCAGAACUGAGGAGCAGGCUGCUGAGGAAGGGCCUGGAAAGCUGGAGCCACCAUGGGCUUCCCUGGGGAGUAUUGGUGAGGUGGAUUCCCUGAGCCCAGGGAAGGACCAAUGGCACAAGAAUGAGGGGAUGCCCCCAAAGCAGGAGAAUGUAGCAGUGAAUGCGGUCCCAUCUCUAGUUGGGCCUUGGAGUGAAGAAGGGAAAGAAGCCAGUAAAAGCCCAAGAUGCAGGGAUGAAUAUGUCAUGCUGAGACACCUGAAGAGGCAGAAAGCAAAGGUGCAUUGGAGAGAGACACUGCAUGCAAACCAAGGCAGUGUUGGGGGUCUCAGAGGGAAGCAGGAGCUCACUGCCAAGCCCAGGGGGAGAGCCCAUCCCUGCCCUCAGUGCAGGAAAAGCAUUAGCUGCCCCUCACGCCUAGCUCUACACAAGAUAAGGCACACUGGGGAGAUGACCCAUGUACGCGCCACGUGUGGGAAGAGCACCUGCCUCUCGAACCUGGCUGCUCACCACCGGAUCCAUUCUGGACAGCUCCCCCACCGCUUCACCAAAAGGGGGAAGAGCUUUGUGCUGCUCAAAACCCAGGAUGUGCACAGGAAGACGUGUCAGUACUGCUGUGUCACAUGUGGUAAGACCUUCACCCAUUUCUUCUCCCUGGUUCAGCACCGGCGCAUGCACUUGGGAAGGAAGACAUACCAAUGCAAAGAGUGCAGGAAGAACUUCAUCAGCUGGCAAGGCCUGUCCCAGCACCGGUGUGUGCGGAGGAGGCAGCAGCCAAACUGCUGCACGAAGUGUGGGAAGAGCUUCAGGCAGCACUCCAGCCUGGCCAGGCACAGGUGCAUGCGCACACGGAAAAAGCCACAUAAUUGCUCUGUGUGUGGGAAGAGCUUCAUCUUCUCUUCCAAGCUGCCCCAACACCAGGUUAUCCACACAGGGGAGGAGCCACAUCAGUGCUCUGCAUGUGGGAAGAGCUUCACCCACUCUUCCACCCUGGCCCGGCACAAGUGCAUCCACACAGGGGAGAAGCCAUAUCAUUGCUCUGAGUGUGCGAAGAACUUCACUCGCUCAUUCAGCCUGGCCUACCACCAGCACAGCCACACAGGGGAGAAGACACAUCAGUGCUCUGAGUGUGGGAAGCGCUUCAGUUAUUCCUCCCACCUGGCCAAGCACCAGCGCAUCCACACAGGGGAGAAGCCAUAUCAGUGCUCUGAGUGUGGGAAGAGCUUCAUCCAAUCCUCCCACCUGGCCCAGCACAAGCGCAUCCACACGGGGGAGAAGCGACAUCAGUGCUCUGAGUGUGGGAAGAGCUUCACUCGCUCCUCUGGCCUGGCCUACCACCAGCACAUCCACACAAGGGAGAAGCCACAUAGGUGUUCUGAGUGUGGGAAGAGCUUUAGUUAUUCCUCUGACCUGGCCAAGCACCAGCACAUCCACACAGGGGAGAAGCCAUAUCAGUGCUUUGAGUGUGGGAAGAGCUUCAGUUAUUCCUCCGAGCUGGCCCGGCACCAGCGCGUCCACACAGGGGAGAAGCCAUAUCAGUGCUCUGAAUGUGGGAAGAGCUUCAUCCAAUCCUCCCACCUGGCCCAGCACAAGCGCGUCCACACGGGGGAGAAGCGACAUCAGUGCUCUGAGUGUGGGAAGAGCUUCACUCGCUCCUCCGGCCUGGCCUACCACCAGUGCAUCCACACAGGGGAGAAGCCACAUAGGUGCUCUGAGUGUGGGAAGAGCUUCAGUUAUUCCUCCGACCUGGCCAAGCACCAGCGCAUCCACACAGGGGAGAAGCCAUAUCAGUGCUCUGAGUGUGGGAAGAGCUUUAGUUAUUCCUCCGAGCUGGCCCGGCACCAGCGUGUCCACACAGGGGAGAAGCCAUAUCAGUGCUCUGAGUGUGGGAAGAGCUUCCGUUAUUCGUGCCACCUGGCCGUGCACCAGCGCGUCCACACAGGGGAGAAGCCAUAUCUGUGCUCUGUGUGUGGGAAGAGUUUCAGUUGUUCCACUUCCCUGAUCAAGCAUAAGCACAUCCACACAGGAGAGAAGCCAUAUCGUUGCUCUGAGUGUGGGAAGAGUUUCAGUUGUUCCUCCGAGCUGGCCCGGCAUCAGCGCAUCCACGCAGGGGAGAAGCCAUAUCAGUGCUCUGAGUGUGGGAAGAGCUUCAGUUGUUCCUCCGAGCUGGCCCGGCACCAGCGUGUCCACACAGGGGAGAAGCCAUAUCAGUGCUCUGAGUGUGGGAAGAGUUUCAGUUGUUCCUCCCACCUGGCCAAGCACCACCGCAUCCACACAGGGGAGAAGCCAUAUCUGUGCUCUGUGUGUGGGAAGAGUUUCAGUUGUUCCUCCUCCCUGACCAAGCAUAAGCACAUCCACACAGGGGAGAUGCCAUAUCAGUGCUCUGAGUGUGGGAAGAGCUUCAUUUAUUCCUCCGAGCUGGUCCGGCACCAGCGCAUCCACACAGGGGAGAAGCCAUAUCAGUGCUCUGAAUGUGGGAAGAGCUUCACCCAAUCCUCCCACCUGGCCAAACACCAGCAUGUCCACACAGGGGAGAAGCCACAUCAGUGCUCUGAGUGUGGGAAGAGCUUCACCCAAUCCUCCAGCCUGGCCAAACACCAGCGCAUCCACACAGGGGAGAAGCCACAUCAAUACUCUGACUGUGGGAAGAGUUUCAGCAUCCCCUUCAACCUGGCCCGGCACCGGCGCAUGUUCAAAGGGGAGAAGCCACAUCAUUGCUCUUAGUGUAGGAAGAGGUUCUCCUACUCCUGCAGCCUGUGCUGAACACCAGUGCAUCUACACAGGGGAGAAGCUACAUCAGUGCUCUGAGUAUUGGAGAAGCUUCACC